Molecule: messenger RNA, 1194 nt
Organism: Lepisosteus oculatus (spotted gar)
Lineage: Eukaryota; Metazoa; Chordata; Actinopteri; Semionotiformes; Lepisosteidae
Source: RefSeq, a predicted model, not a curated record
CAUUUUUUUUUACUUACCCAGCUUUAAAAACAGUGUUUUCUGCCAAUAAAGAAAUCCAGAGAAUGGCAAAGGAAAACUUUGUCAUGUUCAAUCUGUUGCAUGAGACAGAAGACCCCAAUCUUGCUCCUGACGGCUACUACGUGCCACGAAUUAUCUUUAUCGAUCCAUCUUUGACAGUUCGAACAGAAAUCACUGGAAAAAGUAAGAAGUACAAGUAUGCCUACUCACCUGAGGAUAUUCAAACCUUAUAUGACAACAUGAAGAGGGUGAGACUGUUACUCAACACUGAGCUCUAACAAGAUGUCCCUGCAAUCUUGGAUAUUCAAACAUUCAGUGCUCUUUCUGAAUAAUUUAAAGGUGACAGUGGGCUGCAGGCCACAAAUGUUUCAUUUUGGACCAUUUCCCAUUCUUAUUUAUUUUUAUUCACUUUCAUUUAGAUCCUUCAUCAGGAAUUCUCAGACAUUACAUCAUCUUUCUGCUUAAAAGUGUUUACAUAUCGAAGAACCCUAAAUUAAUCUCUUAAACUACCGGCUCACAACACGUGCUUCUGGGACUACCUGGGGUAGUCUAACCCAAAGGUCUCAAGAAACAAAAGAAAAGCUUUUAGUCCAGUGAUAGUAGUGAUACUAAUAUACUGUAUUCAGUCUGGUAUAGUGCUAUCCAUAAUUGGUGGUGUUGCCCUGCCCUGUAGAUCUAGUAUUUAUAAUCAGUAGCAGCAUUACUUUCAAUUUAAUUUUAUGUUGAAGUUUCAGGGGGCAUAUUUUUCUAAAGGGGUCCCCCACUCUUUAAUGGAGAACACCUUUUUUUACAACAAGUGUAUUUUCCUGCUGUAUGUUGGCCUCAACAGCUGUAUUGGUCUCAUGAAUUUAAUUGUCUGUUCUUAUUUUUUUUGUGCUAACUUACAUUUAUAUCCCACCAACUGUAAUUACUGAAUAUGAUGUAUAUAGGAAACAUGCAUUUUGAAAAAGAAACAAGAAAAUCCAUAUUAUAAAUUAUUGCCAUAAAGUAUUUCAUCAGGGUGUGGAUAGUACAUUAAUUUCAACUGCAUAAAAGUAAAAAAAAAAUCUGUAUGGUGUGAUUAAAUAAAAAGGAUCUUCUAUUGCAAUUUUAGUAUUCAUUACAAUAUGGAACAAGAGUAAAUGACCAAAAAUGGGAUGAAAUGGGUUGAAAUAAAAUCUACAGAGUAAAUACAAA